UUGUGAAUGUUGUCCCUAGAAAAAAAGAUGACAAAAAAGACGAGAAAAAAGACGACAAGAAGGAGGAGAAGAAAGAUGACAAAAAAGACGCAAAGAAGGAUGACAAGAAAGAUGACAAGAAGGAUGAAAAAAAGAAAGAGGAACCCCCAAAAGAGGUGUGGAUCAUGGACCCCGCCACUGAUAUGUACUACAGAUGGCUGACCCUUGUUUCUGUACCCGUGUUCUACAAUCUAAUGCUUUUGGUGCCAAGGGCCUCCUUCAACGAUUUACAGACAAACUACCGAACGACGUGGCUUGUUCUGGAUUAUAUUUCAGACGCAAUCUAUUUAGCUGACACUUUUGUGAGAUCCAGGACAGGUUUUCUAGAACAAGGAUUGCUUGUGAAGGACCAGAAGACACUAAUAGACUUAUACAAAAAGACACCCCAAUUCAAACAUGACAUGCUAUCAUUAUUUCCCACUGACUUCGUUUUUUUAAUAAUUGGUAUUGACAACCCGGAAUUACGAUUUAAUCGGCUUUUCAAGAUGGCACGUCUUUUUGAGUUUUUUGACAGGACGGAAACGCGUACCAACUUCCCCAACAUUUUCCGAAUCUCCAACCUUGUUCUUUACAUCAUUAUCAUCAUUCACUGGAACGCUUGUGUCUAUUUUGCCAUCUCCAAAACUCUCGGUUUCGGAUCAGACACUUGGGUGUAUCCAAACAUCAGCCAUCCCGAGUACGGGCGACUGGCCAGAAAGUACAUCUACUGCCUUUACUGGUCCACACUCACCUUGACCACUAUUGGAGAAACGCCACCUCCUGUUAGAGACAUCGAGUACCUGUUUGUGACGUGCGAUUUCCUCACUGGAGUGCUGAUCUUUGCUACCAUUGUGGGUAAUGUUGGUGCCAUGAUAUCCAACAUGAACGCCGCCCGUGCAGAGUUCCAGUCCAAGAUCGACUCCAUCAAGCAGUACAUGGAGUUCCGUAAGGUCACCAAGGACAUGGAGACCAGGGUGGUCAAGUGGUUCGACUACCUGUGGACGGAGAAGAAGACGUGCGACGAGAAGGAGGUGCUGAAGAACCUUCCGGACAAGCUGAAGGCCGAGAUCGCUAUUAACGUGCAUCUGGAGACGCUGAGCAAGGUGCGCAUCUUCCAGGACUGCGAAGCCGGCCUGCUGAUCCAGCUGGUGCUGAAGCUGCAGCCUCAGGUCUUCAGUCCUGGGGACUACAUCUGCAAGAAGGGCGACAUCGGCAGAGAAAUGUAUAUCAUCAAGGCAGGGAAGCUGGCCGUGGUGGCGGACGACGGAGUCACUCAGUUUGUAGUUCUCGGUGACGGCGCCUACUUUGGAGAAAUCAGCAUCCUGGGUAUCAAGGGGAGCAAGGCAGGCAAUCGAAGAACGGCCAACAUCCGGAGUGUAGGCUACUCAGACCUCUUUGCCCUCUCCAAGGAUGAUCUGAUGUCGGCGCUGACUGACUACCCAGACGCUAAAGGAGCGCUGGAGGACAAGGGGAGGGCCAUCUUGAUGAAGGACAACCUCAUUGACGAAUCAUUGGCCAAUGCCGGUGCCGAUGCUAAAGAUAUGGAAGAUAAAGUCAACUUUCUUGAGAGCAGCUAUGAGCUCAUGCAGCUGAAGUUUACCAAGCUGAUGGCAGAGUACACUAACUACCAGAACAAAAUCAAGCAGCGGAUCACUAACAUGGAGAACAGGGUCAAACCCCUGAGAGUUGAGGACAAAUAGGUGCAUGGCCGUAUUACCUAAAUACAGGAGACACUACUUCAAUCUACUCACUUCAUGUCUUCAUAGCGUGUGAGGCUUUCAUAGUGGCUCAUACUCAGACACAAAGGGCGGAGCAAAACCCAACCUAUCUCCGUCACAGCCACCUAUCUCCGUCAGAUCACAGACGGUUGACAUAACCUGCAUUCUGUUACUCAGCUGGUACGAUGCAAGACAAAGUAAUUAAUACAUAAAACACUCAGAGACUGCAGGUAGGUCUGUUCUGAUAUC
Messenger RNA from Osmerus eperlanus (European smelt), 1985 nucleotides. Its product is annotated as cyclic nucleotide-gated channel cone photoreceptor subunit alpha-like. The record is from RefSeq and is a predicted model, not a curated record. The transcript is spliced from 4 exons. Gene Ontology annotation, molecular function: protein-containing complex binding; intracellularly cGMP-activated cation channel activity; cGMP binding. Gene Ontology annotation, biological process: monoatomic cation transmembrane transport. Bases 165 to 1718 code for a protein of 517 amino acids. Lineage: Eukaryota; Metazoa; Chordata; Actinopteri; Osmeriformes; Osmeridae. Gene Ontology annotation, cellular component: intracellular cyclic nucleotide activated cation channel complex; plasma membrane.